Messenger RNA from Caenorhabditis briggsae, 723 nucleotides. RefSeq names its product Protein CBR-ALY-3 (gene Cbr-aly-3). The transcript has 5 exons. The record is from RefSeq and is a predicted model, not a curated record. The coding region runs from base 1 to 723 and encodes 240 amino acids. Gene Ontology annotation, molecular function: mRNA binding. Gene Ontology annotation, cellular component: nucleus. Gene Ontology annotation, biological process: mRNA export from nucleus. NCBI's taxonomy places the organism in Eukaryota, Metazoa, Nematoda, Chromadorea, Rhabditida, Rhabditidae.
AUGGUGAAGGCUAACAAUGUAGACAUGUCUCUCGACGACAUCAUCUCGAAAACCAGGAAAACAAAUAGCAGCAUUCAGAAGAAACCGUUCAGUGGAAACAGACGUGGAAACGGAAGACCCAGCGGAAUCCCACGUCGCUCAGGCGGAUCCAGUGGUGGAUGGAGAGACCUCGACGCAGUCAGCAACCAUGGUAUCACUAGCAGAGGAAACGAUAGCAAAAUAAUUCGAGUCAAUAUCUCGAAUCUCGCUACCACCGUUAUCUCGAGCGACUUGGAAGAACUUUUUGGAGACUACAAGCUCCACUCGGUUUCAGUCAAUUUCAACGAGCAUGGCGAAUCCCUAGGAACUGGCGAUAUCUCGCUUGCAAAGCGAGAUGCGGACAGACUUGUCCAAAAGUAUAGUGGUGUCGCUCUCGACGGAAAGAUGAUGAAGUUCGCUGUCAUCGAUUCAAGCAACAUCGCUGGAAGAGUUGACUUUGGUAACAGAUCACGCAGUUCCCAGGGCAGUUCUGGGCGCGGCUUCCAGUCCGGACCACGCAGAUUCAACAGAAAGCCAGAAGAUUUCCUCCGUGACGGAGUCCACGAGGGAGAUACCAAGAGAGGAGGAUCUGGCCGUGGCGGUUUCCGUAAAGGAGGACGAGGAGAUCGUGACUCAAAGCCAAAGAAAACUGAAGCAGAACUCGACGCUGAACUUGAAGCCUAUAUGGCCAAGCGCAAUGCCUAA